ACUCAAUUCUGUCGGGGGAUUCUGUUAUUGAGUGUUACCUAUCGACACUCAACGAUUCUGUCUUCAUUGAGGGUUUAACCCACGAAGAGUAAAUAUAACCACGAUUAAACUCUGGUAUUACAAUUGUAAUUGUUUAGUCAUAAUUAGUUAUGGAUAUCGUUUUGCUGGCCUCUCUUGUUACGGGACUAAUUAUAAUAUUAGCUAUCCUAGCCUUGUUUUCAAAGAGGAAAGGUACUUCUGAAGCAAAUCCCAGAGGACAACCACCGUUAGCACAUGGUCAUCAGCCACGACGUGCUGCAGGUAUUAGAAAUGCGAGACAUCGCAUGCAUAUGAAUGCGGCAGGUCCAGUCAGAGCAGGUAAUGAAUCAGACGACAGCAACGAUGCCAAUGAUGAAAAUGAGGAUCCAGAUGUUGGCACAUCUGAUAACAAGCUGGGAACUAAGAAAAGGGCAAAACUAGAGGCUAAAGCAGAAAGGAGGAUGCAUAGGGAGGCAGCAGAACGUGAUAGGGAAGAGCGGAAAAAAAGGGAGCUGCUUCUUCAGGAGAAAAGGGACAAGCAAAGCGAAAAGGAAAGAGUAGAGGAAGUUCAGAGAGCAGAAGCAGAAAAAAAGGCCAGAGAGGAGAAGGAGAGACAGGAAUAUGAGGAGUAUUUGAAAAUGAAAGAGGCCUUUAGUGUCGAAGAGGAAGGUUAUCAGGAAGGCUCUGAGAUAGAGGAGAUCAAUUUAUUGCAGCAAUUUCUGGACUACAUCAAAGCUAACAAGGUUGUUGUCCUUGAAGAUUUAGCUGCUCAUUUCAGACUUAAAACUGUCAAUGUAAUAGAGAGGAUACAAGACUUACAAGCUGAUGGUAGUUUGACCGGAGUUGUUGACGAUCGUGGGAAAUUUAUAUACAUUUCAACAGAGGAGCUGGAAGUAGUGGCCAAGUUCAUAAGGCAAAGGGGGCGAGUAAGCAUCACAGAGUUAGCGGAAAAUUCAAAUAUUUUGAUCAAUUUAAAUCCAUCGAAAUCGAAUUCUCUGAGCGUUUGAAUAUCGCAUAUGCAGCAUCUGGUGUGAUAAUGAAAUGGGAUAGCUAGAUUCUCUGUGAGAACAUCGUUUAUUCGUUGCUGACACACAUUAGUACCUAAUACUAUUAGGUUUGCAUAGCAUUGAAAUUAUCUACUUCCAUAGAUUAUCUAAGCUACCAUCAAGAUUUAAUAAAUAAUUUUACCAUUUCGCCGGAAUAUCUCGUCGUCACGCUUAAACUAAAUAUAUCUGAUAAUGUUAAUAUGUGUCUCAGAUGUAGAAAAGGUAUCGUAAUGAAUUUCAACCAGCAUAUUAUCAUUAUUGUUAUGCCUGGCAAGAAGUUUGAUGUAUUUUUAUAUAUAUAUGACAUAAACAACCUACCUUGUUAAUUGAUAUGCCGUAUAUUAUAGUAUAAAACUUUUGUACACACAUCGUAAUUAUAAGUGUAUGUUACAUACAAGCGAGAUGUGUCAGUUUUUAGAAGUGCUGGGCACUUUUGGUAUUUUUGCCAACAUAGUCAGGAUUGACUCUGUGUUGGUUAUAGGCAGAACUAACAAUUAUAAAUGUUCUUUGUACAUGUAUCUAUAUAAGGUAUUUUUAAGUACCACGCCAUGUUAUAUUCCUGGGUAUAUCUGAAUCGAUUUUACUGGCAGUCGCGAUGUUGCGAUUGGUGAAGUAAAAAAUCCAUGAGUAAUAGUUAAUUUUAUAACAAUACAACAAAGUAAAUUUCUAUUGUUACUUAAAAUAUGCUUUGCGUUUGAAUCCCGAGAAAUCCUAUUUCUCGCAUUCUUUUGCCAUGCUAAUAGUAACUAUUUAAUAAAUACGUUAUACUUUUC
Messenger RNA from Athalia rosae (coleseed sawfly), 1837 nucleotides. RefSeq names its product DDRGK domain-containing protein 1 (gene Ddrgk1). The transcript has 2 exons. The record is from RefSeq and is a predicted model, not a curated record. The coding region runs from base 150 to 1025 and encodes 291 amino acids. NCBI's taxonomy places the organism in Eukaryota, Metazoa, Arthropoda, Insecta, Hymenoptera, Athaliidae.